Messenger RNA from Parnassius apollo (apollo), 510 nucleotides. NCBI's taxonomy places the organism in Eukaryota, Metazoa, Arthropoda, Insecta, Lepidoptera, Papilionidae. The record is from the annotation of a GenBank genome assembly.
AUGGAUCCUAAUAAAAAACAAGAAUGUCGAUUUGGUGCACCAUUUAUGCCUACAAAAAAAACUAUUAAUUUGAUACCUAUGAAAAACACUGAUCCCGAUUACUCAGAAGCACUUUUCAAAGAAUAUAAGGAACGAUCUAAAUUUAUAAAAAAUAAUCUCGAAAAUAUUGACUACACGGAUUUUGAUGAAUUUUACUCUCAUAAUGGUAUUAUUUCUGAUGAUCAUUACUACAAUAUUAUUCGUGCUGGUAUCAGUAGACCAAAAUUAUUCUAUAAAAGGACACCAGCAGAAAAAUGGCACAACACUUUCAAUCCAUUCGUAUUACAUAAUUUGAAAUCCAACAUGGAUUUUCAGAUUAUACUAGAUGAAUAUACUUGUGCAACAUAUGUUGUUGAAUAUGUCAAUAAGCAUAAUAGAGGGAUUAGUAAUUUGCAAAGACAAAUAAUUGACAUAAUGGACGAGCAUCCAGAAUUCGACAUUGUCGAUAUCACGAAAAAAAAUGAGUAUUGA